AUGGUAGUUCAAAAAGAACCGAUCGGCACAAUUCAAAUAAUUUCGCUUCUGAGUUCUUUCACGAGCAUAGUGGUGGCAUUUACUAUCAGCGAAGGAUUGUUUUAUGAUAAAAAAGGCUUGUUCGAGCUGCUUAACCUAAAAAAAAAAAUUUCAACAUCCUUGCUAAACGUAAUUUUCUUGAGUAGCCGACUCUUUGCAAUUACAUUCUUUACUGUCAGCUACCGUUGGUGGAUUCUGAGUGUUUUCGUUCUUCGUUUUUUCUUAAUAGCGUCACUUGCUGCCGUUCAGGAUGGCAGUUGCCUCACGAAGCUGCGGGAAUUGCAAGCCAUCAUGAUAAUGUUCUUCUCCGUCUACUGGCUGAAGGACGCAACAUUCUCGGAUUGGUUUGUGACUAUGAACCUCGGCGAAGAGCCCCGCGAACGUUUCAUGAAAAUACGCUUCUUCUCGAAGAUUUCGUUUGUGGUAACAAACGUGGUGAUGAUAUUGCUCUACUUUUUCAGCUCCUACUCCGACAACACUUGGUAUGCAAUACCUGUUACCGUUUACGUUUGCCUAUGGAAUGGCUUUAGUGCACUAAGAAUAAUAUAUAAGUGCUUACGAUAUUUCUUUUUUGAAUAAUAAGGGAACUGAAAGAACUGUAGGGAAUGAGGAAGACCAUAGUUAAGAAAGUGUUUUAUGGGUCUGAAUUUUAUUUUCAUAGCUUUGUUUUGUUGUUUUAGACACAAUCCCGUUAUUUACUAGUCCAUCAUACAAACAUCCCGAAUUUUUUUAUUCAAAAAAUCGGUUUUGCAAAAUCAAUUUACUUUCAAGGUUCAGGGGAAACCGAAGGCUGAAUUAAUGAGCUUUACUACUUUGCAGGCAAGGAAUUACCGAAUUAAUGUUACUGAGAUUUCGAAAAAUUAACAAUUGAAUUUUAAACAGAGAGUAUCGAGCGAUUUCUAGAUUGCUGAACUGAUAUAGCAGUAAUGUCGUCAGGAGCCCAUUAAGCAAUGAGCUCCUGGUCUCGUUCAAAAUAGAUGGGGUGGAAGAUACUUCAGCAUCGCUGCAUGUACAAGUACAAGUACACCGAGUACGAUAGGACGGACUAUUAUGAUACCUUUAUUGGAAGUGGGUCAAACUGCGAUUAAUUUAUACUGAGUCCAGUCCAUUUGAAUGGGAAAAAGAGGAUAAACCUAAAAGAAAACGCAGUUGUUUUGGUUGUUUUGCGAUUAACAACAGGCUUAUUUACAUAGUCAAAAACAAUAGCUUAAGCUUCUGAAUUUACAGUUCUCGUUUAAAGAAAUAAAAGUAAGUUGUACUUCGCUGAUAAUUUUCCAGCACAGAAAACAUAGUGAGACCCAUGAGCGCUGAUAUGUAUCCUUGUAUUUUAGUGCUAAAAUUUUCUGUUUAGCAUGAGACCUACUGAGGACUGGAGUUAAUCUGAACUUCGUGACCAAUUUUUCAUUUUCUGUGUGUAGGAGAUUUUGAAUAAACAUUGCAUGCUAAAACCUGGUAUGAAGAACGAAUUCGUAGAAAUCCUUAUAAAGACUCGGAAGUUUCGACUGUCAAAACGAGCCACAUUAUUAAAAAAUAUUAUGCUACGAUAGAUAAUCUUUCUGUGCACUUAAUAUCCAUCUUAAACCGAAAAAAAUGUACUGUACUUAACCGUUAAUCUUACUUAAUUUGAUUUACACGUUUACAUGUACAGUUAACUUUAAUGCAUAAAGGGGGUAAGUUUCUAAAAAAACUGUGAUGCUGCGUCUGUGGGAGAGUAAAACAGAUAAUUUAGUGUUAACAACUGAGUUGAAAACGUAAAUUGACCACCUUAAAGAGUUUAAAGACUGACGUUUCGAGCGUCAGCCAUUCGUCAGAGCGAUUGCAGACUAGUUAUCAGAAGGAAGUUUAAUUGAUAAACGAAACUGGACAUCAAAUGCAUCAAGCUCAAUUUGAUAUGUAAGCUUCGUUGUCUUCCAUAGGCUCGUCCCUCAUAUUCUGUUUUUAUCAUCAACCAAAACUGGACAACAAUGAAGUAUAUUUUGAACAGCUACAAGCUUCCGAAAACACCAUGUAAAGAAGCCAGGUUCGAGAGCUGA
Molecule: messenger RNA, 2072 nt
Organism: Pocillopora meandrina
Lineage: Eukaryota; Metazoa; Cnidaria; Anthozoa; Scleractinia; Pocilloporidae
Source: the annotation of a GenBank genome assembly